This is a messenger RNA of Triplophysa rosa, 3658 nucleotides long. It is a transcript of the gene l3mbtl1b, whose product is annotated as L3MBTL histone methyl-lysine binding protein 1b. The record is from RefSeq and is a predicted model, not a curated record. Gene Ontology annotation, molecular function: zinc ion binding; protein binding. The transcript is spliced from 21 exons. Lineage: Eukaryota; Metazoa; Chordata; Actinopteri; Cypriniformes; Nemacheilidae. Gene Ontology annotation, biological process: regulation of DNA-templated transcription. Gene Ontology annotation, cellular component: nucleus. The coding region runs from base 47 to 2398 and encodes 783 amino acids.
CAGCACCAUCCAGCUCUAAAUAAGAGUUACGAGAGAAACGAGUAAGAUGGCAGACACAUCUAGCAGUGAUGGCCCUGCCACAGGAGCAGAUUUUGACAUGAUGGGUGCUCUUGACUGGCAGGAUGGCAUAGCCACGCUGCCCGGGAGUGACAUUCGGUUUCGAAUGACUGAGUUUGGCACCCUGGAGAUUGUCACAGAGGCGGAGCCUAAAGAGAAAGAGGAGGGGCUUACAGACUCACAUCCUCAAACUACAACCCCAAACAACAGUCAUUGCCCUGAACAAAACAAACCUUCAAGUCAGACAGCAGUGCCCCAGUCAACUACAGAUCAUCAGACAAAUAUUGCGGUUUCAGCUGACUCAAACAGGCAGACAGCAGGCAAUGGCACUAGGAGCCCCAGCAGCGAGGCCAACCCCAGCAUAAGCAUAGUGCCCAAUGCAGUGGUCGCUCCUGUCACCGAAGUGGCAAACUGCAGGUCUUGUGGUCAUUCUGGUCCCCGGGAGUCUUUUCUCCAGGGAAAAUAUUGCAGCGCUCCUUGUGUGCAGCCCAGCAGUGGCAGAUCAACCCCAGCCGAGGCAGUUGAAGGAGAGCGUUUAGGUAAACGUGUGAGAAGGAAGAAGAAGAUGUUCAUGGAUUCUGGAGAUGAAGAGGAGGACAAUAUAGAAGAAGAGGAGGAGAAGGUUAAAUCAUCAAAGGGAAGACGAGCAGCUAAAGUUGCUAGACUGGCAACAGCACCUCUUGUUAAAAAGAAAACUUGGAGUUGGGCAGUUUAUCUGGAGGAGGAGAGAGCAAUUGCUGCUCCCUUAAAACUUUUUAAGGAGCACCAGUCAUUCCCCCAGAGCAGGAAUGGAUUUAAAGUUGGCAUGAAACUGGAGGGAUUGGACCCUUGUCAUCCUGCUCUCUUCUGUGUUUUGACUGUUGCAGAGGUGCAAGGUUAUAGAAUCCGGCUUCAUUUUGAUGGCUACCCGGAAUGCUAUGACUACUGGGUAAAUGCUGACUCGUGGGACGUGAAGCCACCGGGCUGGUGUGAGAAAAUGGGACUGAAGCUGUUGCUGCCGAAAGGAUGCAGAGAUGGCGAGUUUAACUGGAACACAUACGUUAAGAACUGUAGGGGUCAACUGGCUCCCAAACAUCUCUUUAAAAGUCUUAAUACAUCAGUCACGCCGUCAGGAUUCCGUGCGGGGAUGAAACUGGAAGCAGUGGACAGGAAGAACCCGUCACUCAUUUGCGUAGCAACCAUUUCUGCUGCCGUCGACACCCGGCUCCUCAUCCACUUUGACAACUGGGAUGAUACGUAUGAUUACUGGUGUGAUGCCAGCAGUCCGUACAUCCACCCGGUGGGGUACUGUGAGGAGGUGGGGCUAACACUCACCACACCCGCAGAAUAUAAGCAACCGAAGAGUUUCUCCUGGGAAAAGUACCUUGAAGAAACUGGAACCCAGGCUGCACCAGCCAGAGCCUUUAAACAGAGGCCUCCUCAUGGCUUUCAGACUGGGACGAAGCUGGAGGCAGUAGACAAGCGGAAUGCCAUGCUCAUCCGUGUUACUACAAUUUCUGACACAGAUGACCACAGAGUCAAGAUUCAUUUUGAUGGCUGGAAUGAUGAGUAUGACUAUUGGCUGGAUGCUGAUAGUGCAGAGCUGCAUCCAGUAGGCUGGUGUCAGAAGACGGGUCAUCCUCUACAACACCCUAAUAGCCCCCCGGAUUCUCCAGUCCCUCCAGGACAAGGCUGCCCUACCCCGGGAUGCAACGGGGUUGGACACAUUAGAGGACCUCGCUAUGGAACACACUACACAAUGGUGAGUUGUCCAUACUCCGAUUUGAAUCUAAAUAAGGACGGGCUGGUGCCAGACAGACUGAGUGGGGAGAAGCCAGUGACCCUCAGCGGACCCCCACGUCACCGCCGGGCAGAAAUGCUCACUCAGACGAGCAUACCCACACCCAUCGCCAGCACCCCGGAACCCCCUGACACCACCACGGACGUGUGCCCACAAUCCCGGGCUGUCGCUACCCCCAAAUGUGUUAAAGCACCUCAAGUGAAGCAGGAAGGUGAUGGAAAAGAUUCCCUGCCGCAGUUCCUGCAUGAGUCUGUGUUCUGUGGAUGGGAGCCGCCAAAGUUUCAGCUGUGUUGGGAGAAACAUGGCAAACUACUGCCUGAAGCCUUAGGCCUCACCGCCAAGAGAGUGGCCAAGUGGAACACAGAAGAGGUUGCAAGUUUUGUGAGAGAGUUACCUGGCUGCAGAGAGCAUGCUGCCACCUUCAGGAAGGAGCAAAUUGAUGGCGAGGCCUUCCUGCUCCUAACUCAAUCAGACAUUGUUAAGAUACUGAGCAUCAAGCUCGGCCCCGCUCUCAAAAUCUACAACUGUAUCCUAAUGCUGAAGAGCGCAGAUGAGGAGUAGACAUGCACCCUAUUAAACUGGACACAUGCUUACACCUCAAUGCGCAACUGCUGCUUAAACAACAUGACUGAAGGUUGCACUUGCCCCCAUCAUAAUAUGCAGUCCUUAAAGUACUCAAAGUGCUUAUAAGCAAAUGAUUAAAUCAUUGGCCACAUUAGUUGGUUGAUGGACAAAUCAUCCAAUUGAACGAGGUGAGCUGGAAUUGGAGGUGAUCAGAAAAAUCUGAUUUUAAGACUGGGUUUCUUGUCUCAUGGUAACUGUAGCCCCCACCCCAUCGUUUAUUUUAAGUCAUUUGAUUUAUGUUAGAAUCAAGGAGGGGAGAGUACACCACACUGAGGCACCUUAAAAUGUUUAAACUGGAUUCCUUCAUUCUUGAUAUUUAUGAUUUUAUGGUUACUAAAAUGAGUAAGUGUGUUUGACGCUGGAGGCACGAACAAAAGCCACAGUAGUGGAGCUUUUACUUGAAAUGUAAAAAGUGAUUUUUUUAAGAAUUGCAAAAAGACCUUUGUUUGUAAUUGAACACACACUGACACUCAUCCCGACGUUAGCCUGUUUGAGAUGACUAGAGGGCAGUGGGAUUGUAUGUGUGUUUGAGUGUUUACGAGUUUGUAUGCUUGUGUGUGAGAGAAAAAAGACUUGAGUGAGUGUUUUGCAAGCAUGUGUUUGUGAGUUAUUUGUAUAUUUGUGACUGGGUGUAUUUUAAGCCUACUAGACCCUGACAUUUUGCCUUGUACAACCAUUCCUGAAAUAAGACACUUGCAUUCUUUUGUUUGGUGACCUAUAUGUUGUAUAAUACAGCUGUUAUGUGCUCUGCUACAACUGACCUCACAGCAUCAUCUUACUGAACCGCUCAAAGUUGUGACUGUACAUCUCUAUAGUGGUUGCCGUUGCUCCAUACAAAAAAUGGGUUUAAUACAGAUAAACUAAAUUAAUUUGGUACUUAAAGUUGGCUGUGUGAAACUUACAAAAGAUAUAUCAUAGUCUGCAGAGAACCUUCAUUAAAAAUGAUUAUGGCUUUCUGCAUGCUAUGGUUGAGGCUACAGUUUUGAGGAAUGCAAUGGUUUGGUUAGUGUCAGGGGUAGUGUAGGUUUGUGUUUGGUUUUGAUUGUUUUCAUUGCCUCUGUGUGCUUGUUUGUUUGUAGAUUCAAAUGUGUUCUCAUAUGUGUCGGAUUGUGUCGUCCCUUGGGGGACAAAAAGACAGUCCUGUAUAAAUGAGUGAAUAGAUGGAAUGAGGAAAAUAAAUAAUGAUUUCCAACCGAA